Molecule: messenger RNA, 618 nt
Organism: Linum tenue
Lineage: Eukaryota; Viridiplantae; Streptophyta; Magnoliopsida; Malpighiales; Linaceae
Source: the annotation of a GenBank genome assembly
AUGGAGGUGAAGCUGUUGAAGCUAUUUGGCUUUGAGGUGAAUGCUCACAUCAAGGAUGAGAAACAGCUCGAGGGUUCUAAUAAAGGAGCUGAGAGUGGGGAAUCUUCAAGCUUCGAAGUCUUGCCUGCUAUUUUGAAAGACGCAGAAGAAGGAAGAAUGGUAUGCGAAGCAGAGAAGAAGAAGUUUGAAUGCCAGUUUUGCUUCAAGGAGUUCAAAAACUCGCAAGCAUUAGGGGGUCACCAGAAUGCUCACAAGAAGGAGAGAUUAAAGAAGAGAAGAAUGCAACAGCAGGACUCCAACUUAUACCUCGAGCCUCCACAAGGUCAUACCAAUCUCAUGUACUAUCAGUAUCUUCCAUGGUUCGACGCUUUCUCUUUCGCUCCACACAAGGAGCCACUCAUUAGCUUCAACUCGACAACAGGUCAGAACCAGAGUUCACUCAAUGGUAUGUCAUCGCAUCUUUCUGAAUCUGUUGAUAUUGUCCCUGGAAGUAGCAACAGAUCUGUGAUCGUGAGGCCUUCCCCAUCGUACAUUUCGAAAGAUUCUCAGCAUCUUUAUGUUCAACUAGGCCUUGCUCUGCAGCCAGGUACCAGCAGCUCAUCUGGAAAUGGCUUGUGA